Messenger RNA from Penaeus vannamei (Pacific white shrimp), 1877 nucleotides. The record is from RefSeq and is a predicted model, not a curated record. NCBI's taxonomy places the organism in Eukaryota, Metazoa, Arthropoda, Malacostraca, Decapoda, Penaeidae.
AAACCAUAGACGCGGAGCCACUGGAGGAGAGAGAAGGAAAGACGCGAGGUGUUCGGAACUUCGGAGCCUCGGGUGUUUGUGUUCGCGAAGCAGAAUCCAACAUGGCGCCAGUGAAGGCAGCCAAAACCGACUCCUUGCGGUUGUUCAGGGGACAAGACUACGCCAAGUUAAAAGCCAAGUGUUGGUCAGAAGCUCAGCUGUUCACCGACCCGGAAUUUCCAGCUGAUGCUACCUCGCUGGGUUUCGAUAAGGACGUGGAGUGGAAGAGACCAACGGAGAUGGUGACAUAUCCACAGUUCAUGAAGGAUGUUAACAGAUUUUCAGUCGUGCAGGGAGAAUUAGGAGACUGCUGGUUCGUGUCUGCUCUCUCUGCCAUCACACAGAACCCGGGUUUAUUGAGACGUGUGGUUCCAGCGGGCCAGGACUUCACCAUGAAAUACGUCGGCAUUUUCCAUUUCAGGUUCUGGCAGGGAGGCGAGUGGGUGGACGUGGUGGUGGACGACCAGCUGCCGGUCAUCUACGGCUCCACGCUCUGCUUCUCCAGCUCGAGGAAUAACUCGGAAUUCUGGUCUGCGCUCCUGGAGAAGGCCUAUGCGAAGCUCCACGGCUCCUACGGCGCCCUCAACUCCGGCAAGAGCUACGAGGCGACGGAGGACCUGACGGGGGGCGUGACGGAGCGGUUCCACCUGCACCGCGAGGACCUUCCGCCGCCCCCGAACCUCUUCAGCGUCGUCGCCAAGGCCCGGCAGCGGGGGUCGCUCGUCACCUGCAAUGUUCCGGGAAGCUGCGAGAGGGAGUGCGAGAACGGGCUGGUGACGGGACAUGCCUACAGCCUCACGGGCGCCAGGAGGUGCAGGGUGAACGUCCCCUGGAAACCUUACGUCGAUCUGGUUCGCCUGAGGAAUCCUUGGGGAGAUGAUACGGAGUGGAAGGGCCCCUGGAGCGACGGGUCGGACGAGUGGCGCCUCGUGCCCAGGAGGGAGAGGGAGAGGCUCCAGCUGACGGACGAGGACGACGGCGAGUUCUGGAUGUCCUUUGAGGAAUUCAAAAGGAAUUUUGACGAGGUCUUCAUAACAAGCCUGAACCCUCACACCAUCAACCAGGAAGCCAAGGAACAGCUGUACAACAUGGCCGACGUGGUGACCGAGGCUAUUCUGCACCCUGAACAGCUGAGGGCGCCGGAGGUCAGGGUCUCGAAGGUGUGGGAGGUCGUGACCUAUGAUGGGUCGUGGGUGAGGAAUUCCACGGCUGGGGGGUCGCCUAAUAACCAGAAGCUUUUCAGUAACAACCCUCAGUACCUCCUAAAGCUGACGGAAGCUGACGACGAUACAGACGAAGCUGACAGGUGCGCCGUAAUAGUGUCCCUCACGCAGAAGAAUAGACGCGUAAACCAGCUGCCGCUUCAUCCGAUUGGAUUCUUCGUCUACCAGGUAAACGAAGGAGCCGAAGUACCAACGCCAGCCACCGUGUCUUGGUUCCGGUUCAACGCGCCUCUCUUUUACACCAAGAAGUUCACCCAGACCCGAACCGUGACCCACAGGCUCUCCCUCCGCCCUGGCCGAUACCUGCUCAUCCCUUGUACUCUGAAACACGACCAGGAGGCGGACUACCUGCUGAGGGUGUUCUGUGAGAAGGGCGCGGUGAUGGAAGAAAACGACGAGCAUCCCAUGAUUCUUGACACUCCCGAAGAUGGAAAAUAUCGACUUUCGAUGGUAAUAAUUUUCACUGAACAAUCAUCCAAAACACACCAUAACGAUUCCUUCGAAGUUUCACUGAUUCUAGCCUUCACCUGUCGCGUUUCUCUGCUUGAUGAGAACGCCAAGCAAAGGGACCACACAUCGAUCUUCACCAAGAAACCCUUUCCAGACGCGACAUGA